This is a messenger RNA of Symbiodinium natans, 894 nucleotides long. The record is from the annotation of a GenBank genome assembly. Lineage: Eukaryota; Dinophyceae; Suessiales; Symbiodiniaceae.
AUGUCUUCGGCAUCCAGCCGUCGGAUUCUGGUCACUGGAGCAAACAAGGGCAUUGGCCUUGAAAUUGUCAAGAAGUUGCUCACAGAUGCUAGCAACACCUUCGUGUACCUUGGAGCGCGUGACGAAGGCCGCGGGCAAAGCGCAGUCAAGAGUUUGAUCGAAAUGCACCCCGACUGGCAGGACCGAGUGGACCUUCUUCUGAUUGAUCCAACAAGCGACUCUUCCGUCGCAGCUGCGCAGCGCAAGCUGCAGGCUGCUAGCGUUGAGCUUUACGGAAUCGUAAACAAUGCGGGGUCGUUCAUGAAAUUUUCCGACAUGCUGAACCUCCAUCUCUAUGGCACCAAGAGAGUCAACGAUGCCUUGGUUGGGUUGGUGAGUCCCACCGGAGGACGAAUUGUGAACAUCUCAUCCGGAGGGGCCCCAACAUGCGUGGCGAAGUGCCGCGCUGAUCGCAAGGAGCUUCUGAGCAGAUCUGACCUGACCUGGGAGCAGAUUCAUACUCUUGCAGGUGAGGUGGACGCCAUCUUGCAAACCUUGCCGGCGGAUGCAGACGACACGAUUGUAGCCGAGGCCACCGGAGUUUCAUGGGGCUUGGAUGGCUAUGGAUUCUCAAAGGCGCUCGUGAACUGCUAUACGGCAUGGCUACAGAUGCAGUAUCCUAGCCUCAUUAUCAGCUGCUGCAACCCAGGCUUUAUUGAGACAGACCUCUCGCGCCCCUAUGCUGAAAAGAGCGGGAAGACACCGGCAGCAUUGGGCAUGCAGCCAGUCGAGCAAGGCGCAGUGGUUCCCUGCAAGCUGGUUCUUGAGGAUUCAUGUGCGAGAGGGCUCUAUUAUGGCAGUGACGGCAAGGCCUGUGGCUUCGCUGAGGUGGAUCCCGAUGACUUCGAGUCAUGA